Hibiscus syriacus is the source of this 6935-nucleotide messenger RNA. RefSeq lists its product as uncharacterized. Gene Ontology annotation, molecular function: ADP binding; ATP hydrolysis activity. NCBI's taxonomy places the organism in Eukaryota, Viridiplantae, Streptophyta, Magnoliopsida, Malvales, Malvaceae. The record is from RefSeq and is a predicted model, not a curated record. The transcript is spliced from 13 exons. The coding region runs from base 1 to 6726 and encodes 2241 amino acids.
AUGGAUGCAAUUGCAAUUGGUACUGAUGCUGUUGUCAAUAUCUCUUCCGAAGCAGCUAAAGCUUUUACAAGUGGUUCUGUUUGUCUUCAAUUUUCAUUGUCAAUGUCAAGUGUUAACCUUUCAUUUCAUUCAUUAUCUGUUUUGAAGAGUCCCCCCAGAGAAAAAGAAAAAAAAAGGGAUGCAAUUGCUGCCGGUGCUGCUGCCAAUAUCUCUUUCCAUACUGCGAAGGGUAUCUUCCGCAAAGCAAAACGACAUAUCAGAUAUGUUGUUCUUUCUUGCCUGCUUCUUCUCAGUAUUUUCUUUCUUGAUUCUCCUUUAUUGUAUCCAUUGUUCAUUUUGUUUGUUUUGUUUUCCAUUCGGACCUCCCCAAAGAAAAAGAAAAAGAAAAGAAAUGGAAGCAAUUGCUACUGGUGCCGCUGCCAAUAUCUCUCUUCUGAAACUGCAAAGGGUGUAUUUCAUGAAGCAAAACGUCAUAUCAGAUAUGUAGUUUUCUACCAGAGAUACGUCAAGAAUUUCGAGGACAAACUUCAGAGGUUGAUUGACAAAAGAUCAAGCGUGCAGCAAGAUAUUGUUGUUGCAGAAAGGAACGUGCAGAAGAUUAAAGCGGAUGUGCAAGGUUGGUGCGAUAGAGUGGACAAGGUUAUCGCUGAAGACAAGCAUAAAGUGGAUGAUCUUCAAGUCAAAGCAAACAAGUGCUUCUUUGGCUUCUGUCCCAACAUCAAGUGUCGACACAAGCUUAGCAGGAAAGCGGAAGAAGAUGCCGCAACUUUUGAUGAGCUUAUCAAAGAAUGUCAAUUUAGCAGCGUGGGCUACCAUGAUCUUCCACAACCCAUAUUGGAUACAGAUUUUGAGGCUUUUCAAUCAAGGGAAAGGGUUUUCAAUGAUAUCAUGGAAUCCCUGAAAGAUUCUACUGUGAGCAUGGUUGGAGUGUACGGGAUGCCUGGAGUGGGGAAAACAUCACUAGUUAAAGAAGUUGAAAGACAACUCCAGGAGGCUAAGUUGUUCAAUUCAGUUGUUAGGGUCACUGUAUCUCAGACACCUGACAUUCAGAAAAUCCGAGAUCAAAUAGCAGAAUCGUUGGGCUUGAGGAUUGAAGAAAAGAGUACAGUUGUAAGAGCCAGUAGAUUACGUGAAAGGUUAAUUCAAGAGAAGAAUCAGGGGGUUCUUAUUAUUCUGGAUGAUAUUUGGGAGAAACUGGACCUAGAUGAAGUCGGAAUUCCAUGUGGAAGUCAACACAAAGGAUGCAAUAUACUAUUGACGUCAAGAAAUAAAAAUGUUCUAAGCAAUGGGAUGGGCGCUACCAAGACUUUCCAGCUUGGUGAUUUAGAGGACGAAGAAGCAUGGGAGUUUUUUAAGAAGAUGUCCGGGGACAGUUUUGAAAUAGAUAAUGAGCUUCGAUCUACAGCAAUUGAGGUAGCCAAAAGAUGUGCAGGAUUGCCGCUUGCCAUUGCCACAGUCGCUAGGGCGUUGCAAAAACAAAGUUUAUCUGUUUGGAAGGAGGCUUUACGACAAUUACGAAGGCCUUACUCAGAAAACCCGAGCGAGAUAUCUGCUGAGGUAUAUUCUGCUAUCGAAUUGAGUAUCAAUCAUUUACGGGGUGAAGACCUCAAGCAAGUUUUCCUGCUUUGCAGUCUAUUGCGUCGUGAUACUAUAAUUGAAGAUUUGUUGAGAUAUACAAUUGGUUUGGGUUUAAUUAAGGGAGUCGACACGUUGGAAGAAGGACGAGAUGCAUUGUUAACAAUGAUGAGUACCCUGAAAGCAUCUUGUUUGUUGCUUGAUAGUAACACCAAUGAUGAAUGCUUUGAUGUGCAUGAUCUUACUUAUAUUGUGGCCAAAUCAAUGGCUUCCAAGGACAGUCAUGUGUUUUCCUUGAAAAAAGAUGAUGUUAUGAUGGAUUGGCCAAAUGAAGAAUCAAUGAAAAAGUGCAACAAGAUUUGUUUGCAAUAUCCUACAAUUAACAGUCUUCCUGACCAGUUAAAUUGUCCACAGCUUUCUUUUUUCCUUUUGUUUAGCAAUGAUCUUUCCCUGACAUUACCGGAUGACUUCUUCAAGGAAGCAACAAAUCUUAAAGUCUUAGAUUUGACUAGGAUGCAAUUUUCUUCUUUACCUUCAUCAAUUCGUCUACUAACAAGCCUCAGCACAUUGUGCCUAGAUCACUGCAAACUGGGAGAUAAUAUUACCAUUAUUGGAGAGCUAAAGAGCUUGGAAAUUCUUAGCCUUAUGGAAUCUGAUAUUAGAUUUCUACCAAAAGAAAUUGGGCAACUGGUGAAACUAAAGUUGUUGGACGUGAGUCGUUGUGCUAAGCUCAAAACAAUUUCAGACGGCGUGUUGUCAAGUUUGUCAAGAUUAGAAGAAUUAUAUAUGGGUGGGACUUCUAUUCAAUGGGAAGAAAGCAGUGCCACUCUUGCUGAUCUACAUGCUCUGUCUCAUUUGUCCACUUUAGAAGUUCAAAUCCCAGAUGCUAAGGCGGCACCACAAGACUUCUUUAAUGAGUUGCAGAAGUUGAAAAGAUACAAGAUUUUCAUAGGAGUGGAAUGGGCGUGGGAGUGGUUUCGCAGCUACCAAUAUUCAAGAACCCUAAAACUGAGGCUAAACUCGGGCAUGGAUGAUUUGGAUCUUGGAAUUAAGAAGUUGUUGAAAAGAACUGAAGAUUUACAUUUGGGUGAACUCAAAGGUGUGAAGAUUGCAUUGCAGGAGUUAACAGAGGAAGAAAGCAUAUCGCAUUUGAAGAAUCUACAUAUCCAAAAUGGUUUAGAUACUGAAUACAUUAUCAAUGAUGAAUAUGAUUUUCCUCAAUUACAGUCCCUGACACUGCAUGAUCUUCCUAAGCUCAUUAGCUUUUGCCCACAACACGGAACCGGUGCUACCAGCUCAUUACCUCAAGAUGAGUUGUCACUUUUCAGUGAAAAGAUAUCGUUCCCUUACUUGGAGAAUUUGUGGCUGAAGUCAAUUAAUGUUACAAGGGUAUGGCACAACCAACUUUCGAGUACAUCUUUCAGCACUUAUGAGAAGUUGACAACAUUAAAAAUCGAGGGUUGUGUAAGCUUAAAACACCUGUUCUCAUUUUCUAUGGCUAAAUGUCUAGUGCAUCUCACAGACUUUAAGAUAAUUAGAUGCUACUUCUUAAGAGAGAUCAUUUUCAUGGAGGAAAUAGAAGAAGAAACCCAAACUGGUAUGACUUUAUCAUUAUUUCCUCGGUUAAAGUCCUUAAAGCUAACUGAUCUUCAGCAUCUGAUUGGAUUUUGCUCCGAUUACCAAACUCAAGUUAUUCAAUUUUCGACGUUGAAGUCAAUGGAAAUAUUCAAAUGUCCAGAAUUGGAGGGUUUCAUAUACAGAUCUUCAAUGGAAGGCAACCAAUGCUUCUCUAAUCAUGUUCUGUUCGACAAUAAGGUUUCAUUUCCCAGUUUGGAGAUAGUGUGGGCUCGCCAUUUGGAAAAGUUGAAGAUGAUAUGGGAGAACCCACUUCCACCAAAUUCAUUUCCCAAACUAAGAGAAAUCGACAUUUAUGACUUACCAAACUUGAAAUAUAUUUGGAAAAACGGUCCCAAAGACAUUUUUUCAUUUAAAAAUCUACGUGAAAUAUCUGUGGGGAAUUGCAAGAGUCUGAAGAAUGUAUUUCCAGCCUCAUUAGCCAGAGACCUCGCACAACUCAGUAGUCUUAUAAUAGCCGGUUGUCCAGUGGAGGAGAUUGUUUCUAAAGAAGAGGAAGGAUUGGAUUCGGAAACUAUUGUCACUUUCCAGUUUGAUCAGCUGUCCUACCUUUCGCUUUGGGGGCUAUCACAAUGCAAAUGUUUCUACCCGGGUAGGUAUACCACAAAGUGGCCAAUGUUAAAAGAGUUACGAGCAUCCGAGUGUGGGGAAAUGAAGAUAUUUGGUACACAACUCAUCACUCACAACCAACAACUUGACUCCCAACCACCACUUUUCUUGGCCAUCCCUAAACUACAACGUUUGGAUUUAGAUAGUGAAUCCAUCUCAAUGAUAAAUGAUGGUCAAUUUCCAAGCAGCCUUUUUCAUCAAAUAAAAUAUUUAAGGGUGCAAGGAAAAAAUGGUAAAUCAGUUAAUGAUUUCCAAAUUUCUUUCCUUGAAAGAUUCUACAAUCUAGAAGAGCUUUGUAUCUUUGAUUGUGAAAUCAAAGAGUUAUUCUAUACCGAAGGAGAUACUGGUAAUAAGGGGACUUAUGCUAGGACACUGUCAACAAUUAGAAAAAUACAACUGACAGGUCUUGGCAAUCUAAAACAUUACUUAUGGAAGCAAGACGUACAAGUGGACCGCAUUCUACCCAACCUUGAAACUCUUGAAGUUCUCCAUUGUCAGAAUCUGUUGAGCUUAGGAUCAUCCUCAGCAUCGUUUCAAAAUCUCACCACCUUGAAGGUGUGGAAUUGCAGUGGAAUGAAAUACUUGGAUACAUGUCUAGCAGUGCAGGGUCUGUCUCAACUCAAACAACUGAUCAUAGUGGAAUGCACUUCAAUGAAGGAAAUAGUUGGAAGUGGGGAAGAUGAAGCAACGUGCGACAUUAUAUUCAGCAGGUUUAAAAGUUUGAAACUUGUGAUUCUACCACGACUUAAGAGCUUUUGUUCAGGUAACCACACAUUUGGAUUCCCAUGUUUAGAGCAAGUGAUGGUGAGUGCCUGUCCUGAUCUGGAGAUAUUUUGUAAGGGAGUUUUAAGUGCGCCGUUGUUGCGAAGUGUAGAAUAUGGAGAAGGUAAAGAACAUUGGAGUGGUGACCUUGACAGCACUGUCCAACAAUUGCAUUCAAAAAAGGUUGGGUACCAAGGCAUCACGUAUUUGAUCCUUUCCGAAUUUUCCAAGUCAAUGGAAAUACGGAAGGAGAAAAGUGUAGAUUUCAAGAACCUACGAGUUUUAGAAGUUGAGGACUGUAAUAGCUUGAAAUACAUAUUUAGCGUUUCCAUGGCCUUGGAACUUGUGCAAUUGCUAGAUAUAAGAGUGAAAAGAUGUCCCAUGAUGGAGUACAUUAUCAAGAAAGAAGCAGAGGAAACUGCGAUGGAUACAGUCUGCUUACCAAAUCUUGUGAAGAUAAGACUGGAGUCAUGUUCAGAGUUGAAGAGUUUUUGCAUGGGAAAUAUAACUCUGCAAUGUCCAUCAUUGUAUAAAAUUGAAGUAGAUGAUUGUCCAAAGAUGUAUGCAAUGGCAUGUACAAGAGAUGGCGAAAACACACCCUUUUUCAAUGAUAAGGUUGUGUUCCCUAACUUGAACAGUUUGACCAUUGAAGGCAUUGGGAAAUGCAGAAAGAUAUGGCAUGAUAAACCCACUCUGAAUUCAUUUAAUGAAUUGACCAUCCUCUGCGUGAAAGACUGUGAAAGACUUUCCAAUAUUUUACCUUUUAGUAUGGUGAAAAGACUUGAAAAGCUAGAAACUCUGGCAAUAGUGGAAUGUAAGUCGGUAGAAGAAAUAAUUGGACCUGAUGAUGAUGACGGAUUCAAUUCCAGUGAGUCACAAGAAGUGACAUCCGCCCAAAUGAUCGAACUCAAAUCAAUCACCAAGUUUGUGUUUCCUAAAAUGAGAGAGUUGAAUCUUCGAGUGCUACCCAAAUUGAAGGGUUUCUACUCCAAGUUGCAUACUACGGAAUGGCCAUCCUUGAAAAAAUUGGAGGUGAGUGAUUGCAGGAAGGUAGAGAAUUUGGCUGGGGAGUAUAUCAACUUUGAAGAAACACAAGGAGAGAGCCAACCUCUAAUCUCUGUUCAACAACCCCUGUUUUGGGUCACUGAGGAAGCAUUCCCCAAUUUAGAAGAAUUACAUGUGAUUCGGAACAGAAAUAUGAAGGAGAUAUGGCAUGGAGCACUUACAAACCUAUGUUUUUCGCAACUCACAAGAAUGUGUGUUACUGAUUGCCAUAUGUUAAAAGAAAUCAUAGCUUCAACAACUGAUGAACUCAUGAAUGGCAUCGUUUUACCCCAACUCAAGUCUUUAGAACUUGUUAGUCUUCCGAUCCUAUCAAGUUUCUGCUCAGGGAAGUAUACCUUAGUAUUUCCUUCCUUGGAAGAAAUAAUCAUCAGAUGGUGUCCAAAGAUGGAAUUUUUCACAAAGGGGAAGUUAAGCACACCGAUGCUGCAUGGACUACAAUCAACUAAAGGCAAAUAUGUAGGGCACUGGGAAGGGGACCUUAAUGUUAUCCUUCAACAGUUGUUCAUAGAAAAGGUUUUUCCGAGCUUGGAGGAUUUGGAGCUAUCUUCAAUCAACAUUCAGCGAGUUUGGAAACACAAGCUUCUGUCCACACAUUCUUAUGCCAAAAAUCUAACACGCUUGACUAUCGAGGGCCGUCAUAAUUUGAACUUCAUGUUUUCGUCCUCUAUGAUGAAAAGUUUUGUUCAACUCAAGAUGCUAAAGGUCGAAAAUUGUGAGAAUCUGGAAAAUGUGAUCUCUGCGAAAGGAUUAACGAAAGAAGAAAUGAUGAAUCAGAAAACGUUCCAUAUUCUACAAUUCCUAUUUCUCAAAGACCUUCCUAAACUGACGAGAUUCUGCCAUGGAAAUUACUUUGAAUUCCCCUUGCUGACAAGUCUUAGUAUCGAAACUUGUCCUACACUGAAAACAUUCAUCUCUGCUGCAGAAGGAAACAACUCAGAGAUUGCCUCUCCAACUCUCUUCGAUGAAAAGGCGGCAUUCCCUUGCUUAGAGGAACUGUCCAUUAUAGGUUUGGGAAACUGGAGAACGAUAUGGCAGAAGAAGCCAACCAACUGCGUGAGGAUUCAUUUUGCAAAUAACUAAAUAUUCUAGCUAUAGUAUUUGGAGUUGAGUGCGAGUAUCGUUGGAUACGAGUAUGCAUCUAACACGGAUAUGUUCCAAAUUUUUUUGUGCUUAGAGGAUUUACUCAGAGCCGUGUUUUCAUACCUUUGUCUGAACAUGCAUCUAAGUGUAUGUACUAUGUAGUUAAUGUAGUCUACUAGUGUGAUGAAUAUGAUGAAUUGCAUUUUUCA